Oncorhynchus masou masou (cherry salmon) is the source of this 5731-nucleotide messenger RNA. It is a transcript of the gene kitb, whose product is annotated as KIT proto-oncogene, receptor tyrosine kinase b. Gene Ontology annotation, cellular component: plasma membrane; signaling receptor complex. The transcript is spliced from 20 exons. The coding region runs from base 69 to 2687 and encodes 872 amino acids. Gene Ontology annotation, molecular function: growth factor binding; cytokine binding; ATP binding. NCBI's taxonomy places the organism in Eukaryota, Metazoa, Chordata, Actinopteri, Salmoniformes, Salmonidae. Gene Ontology annotation, biological process: Kit signaling pathway; protein phosphorylation; positive regulation of cell migration. The record is from RefSeq and is a predicted model, not a curated record.
UGGAGGGGGAGGUAGAGGAGGGAGGAGGGGUAGUGUUUGUUAGGGUGCAGUCUGCCCAGGGAUAUCACAUGGGACGAUACACCUGUAUCAACAACAACACCAAGGAGCACUCCUCCAUCUACGUCUUUGUGAAAGACCCCCAGAGUCCGUUUCAGCGUUCUAUGGUGAACGGCAUUCUGGUCCGCGUCGGGGAGAACCUGACUUUACCAUGCCUGGUCACCGACCCUGAUGUGACCCCCGUGACCUUACAGACCUGUGACUUACAACCUUUACCCUCCGAUCUCCAUUACCACUUCGACCCCCAGCGCGGGGUCAUCAUCGGCAACGCCAGGAAGGAGUACGAGGGUUGCUACAUAUGCCUGGGCGAGCUGGCAGGUGCCACCGUGAGGUCGAGCCAGUAUACUGUGGACGUACGGCUCGUCCCUGAGCAGCCUCCAGUGAUCAGUCUGUCCCAGAGAGAGAGGGUGAUCCUGAGGAGAGGAGAGCAGUUUGAGAUCACCUGCAGCUCCUCCAACCUCAACCCUGACUUCAGCAUUAAGUGGGACUUCCCUGUUGGAGCGCGUGCCUUCCAGGCCCACACCUCCCACAUCCUGGCUGGUUCCCGUGGUUACCAACGCUCCACCUCCCUCUGGAUCACCUCUGUCAACCAAUCAGAUGCCGGGACAUACCGAUGCCACGCCCAAAACGAGAGGGGCGCCACCACCGAUACCCUGCACCUGGAUGUCCGUGAGCGAGGCUUCAUCAGUGUGCUGGGUGACUCCCGGCCUAGCCAGUCUGCUGUCAGAGAAGGGGAGAGCCUAAGCCUCAGGGUAGAGUUGGAGUCCUACCCCAGACCAGGCACUCUGUCCUGGGCUUACAACGGCAAGAUCCUCCAAAACACCACGGAGCACGUCAUCACUGUGCGACGACACCGAUACAGGUACACCAGUGAGCUGCGUUUGGUGAGGGUCCAUGGGUCAGAGAGCGGGAUCUAUACCUUCCUAGUCAAUCAUGAGGACGCCUCUGUCAAUCAAUCAUUCCCUGUCUAUGUGAACAGUAAGCCUGUCAUCAUUUCCCAGGAGGGACCAGUUGAUGGACAGGUGCGCUGCGUUGCCGCCGGUUACCCGACCCCUAAAAUCAGCUGGUUCUACUGUGAACUCCCCCACACACGGUGUUCCCACCUGACCAACGCCAGCCAACGGGAGCAGCGGGAGGUUGCCACGGUAACGGUAUCAGACUCGGCCUUCGGCAGCAGCGAGGUGGAGAGCCGACUGAACGUCACGAAGGGAGACGCACACACACACUUCCACACGUUGGAGUGUGUAGCGACCGUGCAGGGCGAGCAGGCUUACACACUGUUCUCCAUCAGCGAGCGCACCGUGCCCCAUAAGCUCUUCACCCCCCUGCUGACUGGUGUGGUUGUUACAGCUGUGGUACUGAGCAUCACACUGGUGGUUCUCCUCUACAAAUACCUUCAGAAGCCCAAGUUCCAGAUCCAGUGGAAGGUGAUCGACAGUAUCCACGGCAACAACUACAUCUACGUCGACCCCACCCAGCUGCCCUACGACGCCAAGUGGGAAUUUCCCAGGCAGAAACUACGCUUUGGUAAGACUCUGGGUUCAGGGGCCUUCGGUAAGGUGGUGAGAGCUACAGCCUAUGGACUCUGUUCUGCUGACUCCGUCAUGACUGUCGCUGUCAAGAUGCUCAAACCGAGCGCCCACUCCACCGAGAAGGAGGCUCUGAUGUCGGAGCUGAAGGUUCUCAGUUACCUUGGCAACCACGUCAACAUCGUCAACCUGCUGGGAGCUUGCACUGUGGGAGGGCCGACGCUGGUGAUCACGGAGUACUGUUGCUAUGGAGAUCUGCUCAACUUUCUGCGUAGGAAGAGAGAGACGUUCUUCAGCGCCCAGGCUGCUGAUGGGUACUACCGCAACAUCAACAACCCCCGAGAACCACAGAGAGAUGGGAACGGCAGCAGUUACAUGCCUAUGCGUCCGUCCUCUCAGUCAGAUGAUAAGGGGUGUCUGAGUAUAGAUGAGUUGUCUGUGGACACAGAGGAUCUACUGAGCUUCUCCUACCAGGUGGCAAAGGGCAUGGAGUACAUCACCUCUAAGAAUUGUAUCCACAGAGACCUAGCAGCCAGGAACAUUCUACUGACUCAGGGUAGAGUAGCCAAGAUCUGUGACUUCGGACUGGCCCGAGACAUCACCACCGACUCCAACUACGUCCUCAGAGGCAAUGCCCGUCUCCCAGUGAAGUGGAUGUCUCCAGAGAGUAUCUUUGACGGUGUUUACACCUUGGAGAGUGAUGUUUGGUCAUAUGGUAUCCUGCUCUGGGAAAUAUUCUCUUUAGGCAGCAGUCCAUACCCUGGUAUGCAGGUGGGUUCAGCGUUCUACAGGAUGAUCCAGGAAGGACACAGAAUGAACAGGCCUGAUGUGGCUCCCAGAGAAAUUUAUGACAUGAUGUUGUCCUGUUGGAGUGAGGACCCUCUGAAGAGACCUUCCUUCAGGAAAGUAGUCGAGAGGACUGAACUACUACUGUCAGAACACACCAAGAAUGUGUACCUGAACCUGAGCUAUGGAAGUGUUCCUCCAGACCAGCAGAGGGCAGCGUCUCACAGGCUGAGCUCAGUGAGCAGCACUACGGCCCCGACACAACCGCUACUGCUGAAUACUGCUGACGUGUUUCUGGACUACGACACCGUCUGAAUAAUGGACACACACACACACACACACACACACACACACACACACACACACACACACACACACACACACACCAGACAAACAACAAACACAAAAACACACACAAACAAACAAACACACAUACACACACACAAACAAACAACACACACACACAUCAACAAACAACAUACACAAACAAACACACACACACACACAAACAAACAACACACACACACAAACAAACAACACACACACACAUCAACAAACAACACACACAAACAAACACACACACACACACACACACACACACACACACACGCCAAUUUUCUGGACUCGGACACUGUCUGAAUAAUGGACACACCCUCUCUUUGUCUUGAUCGGUCUGUGAUGCAUUUCAUGUAGUAUGUAACCUUUAUCUAACCUUUAUCUAACCUUUAUGUAACCUUUAUGUAACCUUUAUGUAACUAGGCAAGUCGGUUAAGAACAAAUUCUUAUUUACAAUGACGGCCUACACAGGCCCGCCCCCGGACGACGCUGGGCCAAAUUGUGCGCCGCCAUAUCGGACACAACACAAUAACCUCCACAUUCAUAAACACAUUAACCUCCACAUUCAUAAACACAAUACAAUAACCUCCACAUUCAUAAACACAUUAACCUACACAUUCAUAAACACAAUAACCUCCACAUUCAUAAACACAAUAACCUCCACAUUCAUAAACACAAUAACCUCCACAUUCAUAAACACAAUAACCUCCACAUUCAUAAACACAAUAACCUCCACAUUCAUAAACACAUUAACCUACACAUUCAUAAACACAUUAACCUACACAUUCAUAAACACAAUAAAAUACACAACACAAUAACCUACACAUUCACAAAAUACACAAUACUAAACCCUGAUUGGAUGUCCAGGCCUAAACCCUGAUUGGAUGCCCAGGCCUAAACUCUGAUUGGAUGCCCAGGCCUAAACUCUGAUUGGAUGUCCAGGCCUAAACUCUGAUUGGAUGUCCAGGCCUAAACUCUGAUUGGAUGCCCAGGCCUAAACCCUGAUUGGAUGCCGAGGCCUAAACCCUGAUUGGAUGCCCAGGCCUAAACUCUGAUUGGAUGUCCAGGCCUAAACUCUGAUUGGAUGUCCAGGCCUAAGCCCUGAUUGAUUUACAUUAAUUAAAAAAACAGCAAAGUUGUACAUUCCCCAAGGAUUCUAGGACUUUAGAUAGACCAAAAAAAUAAGAUUGGUAAAUGAGUCUAGCCAGCUAUCUAAACUUGUGGUAAUUAUGGUCUCAUUACUGACCGGGGGCCCCCAUUAAUUUUGUUUGUCACUUUCACUCAGAUAUUAUAUAAAAAAAACUGCAAAUAUUUCUCUCCAUCCUAUGGCAAACUGUGUAUAAUUGCAAGAGAUUAACUCUAUACUGUUUUAUGAAUGUGGGUACGCAGACCAGUGAGCUACUGCAGUCCCUCUUGAUGAGGUCAGAUUUUUUGUAGUGAAUCCAUAGAACCAGGAGUAGGCUCUGUCUGGGGAACAUAGAACCAGGAGAAGGCUCUGUCUGGGGAACAUAGAACCAGGAGAAGCUCUGACUGGGAGACAUAGAACCAGGAGAAGCUCUGACUGGGAGACAUAGAACCAGGAGAAGCUCUGUCUGGGGAACAUAGAACCAGGAGAAGCUCUGACUGGGAGACAUAGAACCAGGAGAGGCUCUGACUGGGAGACAUAGAACCAGGAGAAGCUCUGACUGGGAGACAGAACCAGGAGAAGCUCUGACUAGGAGACAUAGAACCAGGAGAAGCUCUGACUGGGAGACAUAGAACCAGGAGAAGCUCUGUCUGGGGAACGUAGAACCAGGAGAGGCUCUGACUGGGAAACAUAGAACCAGGAGGGGCUCUUACUGGGAAACAUAGAACCAGGAGGGGCUCUGACUGGGAGACAUAGAACCAGGAGGGGCUCUGACUGGGAGACAUAGAACCAGGAGGGGCUCUGACUGGGAAACAUAGAACCAGGAGGGGCUCUGUCUGGGAGACAUAGAACCAGGAGGGGCUCUGUCUGGGAGACAUAGAACCAGGAGGGGCUCUGACUGGGAAACAUAGAACCAGGAGGGGCUCUUACUGGGAAACAUAGAACCAGGAGGGGCUCUGACUGGGAGACAUAGAACCAGGAGGGGCUCUGUCUGGGAGACAUAGAACCAGGAGGGGCUCUGUCUGGGAGACAUAGAACCAGGAGAAGCUCUGACUGGGAAACAUAGAACCAGGAGGGGCUCUGACUGGGAAACAUAGAACCAGGAGGGGCUCUGACUGGGAAACAUAGAACCAGGUGGGGCUCUGACUGGGAGACAUAGAACCAGGAGGGGCUCUGACUGGGAGACAUAGAACCAGGAGGGGCUCUGACUGGGAAACAUAGAACCAGGAGAAGCUCUGACUGGGAGACAUAGAACCAGGAGGGGCUCUGACUGGGAGACAUAGAACCAGGAGGGGCUCUGACUGGGAGACAUAGAACCAGGAGAAGCUCUGUCUGGGAAACAUAGAACCAGGAGAAGCUCUGACUGGGAAACAUAGAACCAGGAGAAGCUCUGACUGGGAGACAUAGAACCAGGAGGGGCUCUGACUGGGAAACAUAGAACCAGGAGGGGCUCUGACUGGGAGACAUAGAACCAGGAGAAGCUCUGACUGGGAGACAUAGAACCAGGAGGGGCUCUGACUGGGAGACAUAGAACCAGGAGAAGCUCUGACUGGGAGACAUAGAACCAGGAGAAGCUCUGACUGGGAAACAUAGAACCAGGAGAAGCUCUGACUGGGAGACAUAGAACCAGGAGAAGCUCUGACUGGGAGACAUAGAACCAGGAGAGGCUCUGUCUGGAAACCAACUCUUCACGUGUAAAUACAUUAGCUUGCUGUGCGUUCAGGGUUUGUUUGAUGUUAAUAGUAUGUGUGUGCGUUGGUUCUGAUGCAGAGACUGUAUGUGAUGAAUGAAGCCAGGUAAAAACAGGCUUCUUCUGUAACGGGACCGUGAACGGCUUGGAGGCUGAGGAUGUUUUCAUACAGUUGGUUGGCUUGUAAUAAAGACAGUACUGGAACUA